AUGUUAAAACACAGCCUGUUUUUGUUUGCUUUUGGACUAACUUUAACUGGAAAACCUUUUUGGAUAAAAGGUGUCUGGGAAUACAUCCUCUUCUGUACCGAACGCCGGUUGCGACCACUGCAGUUACUGUCUCUCAGCUAUGGUGAAGACUGGAGAGAAAUGCUUGGGUCUUCUAAAUUUCAAACUUUAUUUUUAGGUGUUUCUUCUGAGCAGACAUCCAGCCUUUCUACAUUAGAAAUAAUUAUUCCUCAAAGCCUGACAGGCAGAGAGAACCGUCACCCAUUUUUUCAUGAGGAGCAUUCAGAUGACAAACUUUCUUAUUUAAUUAAAACCAAAAAUGGAACAUACCUCCUAAAGCUAAAGAAAAAUAAAAAGCUUGUUAGUGAAGACUUUAGAGUAUAUACAUAUGGGAAAAAUGGGAAACUGGAGGCUGCACAAUCAAAAAUCAAGACACACUGUUAUUAUCACGGCACUGUUGAAGGAGUUGCUGACUCAACGCUUGCUCUUAGCACGUGUGAUGGCCUUAGAGGAAUUCUCUACAUUGGUGACAAAUGGUAUGGAAUGGAGCCACUCAACACGUCCAGCACAUUUGAACAUGUUUUUUACCAGUUAGAAGAUAUGCAGCAUAUCCCUUUCCGAUGUGGUGUGCUGAACGACAGUCUUCAGCGUGAAAAGACGUUUGUGAAGCAUUCUGUGAAAUAUGCAUUUUUGUCAAACAGUACCUCUAGCGGGGAAAAACUUUUGAGGUUUUUGCUGAAGAAAUCUGAUUCUGCAGCAGUGCAAAAGGAGGUAGUUGAGCUGAUAAAUUAUGUUGAUGGGAUGUAUAGAGCUUUAAACAUCCAGAUUGUUUUGGUUGGAUUAGAGAUCUGGUCAGAUAUAAACCACAUAUCUGUAAUGGAUGGCUCAGCUGGAGAUGUACUGAGUAGAUUUGUUUCUUGGAGACAAAAAGAUCUUCUUAAACGAUCAAGAAAUGACGUUAGCCAUCUCAUAAUAGGGAGAAACUCUUAUGAUGGAGCCAUUGGAAUGGCUUUUGUAGGUACCAUCUGUUCACAAGUCCAGGGAGGGUCAAUCAGCACUUUUAAUCAUAACAAUGUGUUACGCCAUGCUACAGUAGUUGCACAUGAAUUGGGCCAUAAUCUCGGAAUGAAACACGAUGAUAAAAGAUGUCCUGCAUCCUACAUUAUGUACAGCACAGAUAAUGGAUCCAGGAAUUUCAGCAGCUGUAGUGCGGAUGAUUUUGAGAAUCUUAUUCUAAAUGGAGGAGGAAACUGCCUCAGAAAUCCUCCCAAAGCAAAUAGUGUUUACAAAGAACCUGUCUGUGGUAAUAAUGUGGUGGACAGCAAUGAAGAAUGCGACUGUGGAAAACCACAGGAAUGUACAAAUCCUUGCUGUGAUGCUGCAACCUGCAAACUCACAUCUGGAUCACAAUGUACUCAAGGGCUGUGCUGUGAAAAUUGCAAGUUUAAAGUGUCAGGAGCAGAAUGCAGGUCAAAAAUGGAUUUCUGUGAUCUACCUGAAUACUGCAAUGGAAGCUAUGCCUACUGUCCAGAUGAUGUUUAUAUCAUGAAUGGUUACCCAUGUAACAGCAAGAAAGAAUAUUGCUACUAUGGAGUAUGCCAAAGUUUUGAUUCACAAUGUGAAUCUAUAUAUGGAAAAGGGGCACGAAAAGCGCCUGACGUGUGCUUUGAAAAAGCCAAUAUUAAAGGAGAUAGGUUUGGAAACUGUGGAAUGAGAGGUGGAGUAUACAAGAAAUGUCCUGUUCAGCAUAGUCUAUGUGGCAAGCUCCAGUGCACUUCUGUUAGUCUUCAAAAUCUUCCUGUUUGGAGUGUUGUCAACAAUGCAUCUGGGGUUCUGUGCUGGUCUUCUGACUUUGACUUAGGGUCAGAUGUACCUGAUCCUGCUCAAGUUCAUGAGGGAACAGCCUGCGGAGAAAGGAAGGCCUGUGUCAAUUUUGAGUGUGUUAAUGCAAGUUACCUGGGCUACAGCUGUGAUGUAAAGCAGAAGUGUAAUAAUAAUGGGGUGUGUAACAACAAUGGGAACUGCCAUUGCAAUUAUGGAUGGGCACCUCCUUUUUGCAACCGCUCAGGCUAUGGUGGCAGUGUCGACAGUGGUCCAGCUCACAUCGAUACAUCACUUCGAGAUGGCCUGCUUGUGUUUUUUUUCCUUGUGUUGCCAAUAUUGAUUGUUCUUGUGAUAGCAGUCAUUAAGCGGGAUGCAAUAAAAAGAAGAUUUUGCAAGAAAAGUAGAAGACAACACAGGGAUAACAAUGUGCAGCAACCAAAACAAAAUAAUACAACAAUUCAGAAUACAAGAAAUAAUGAGCCUACCACAUCAAGUCCUGAUUUUUUUACCAUAUCACAUUUUCCUAGUCCAAGGCAGCCGGUACAAACCCAUUUUCCUGCGCUUCCUUCAAGACUUCAGCGACCCACAGUCCCACCUAGACCAGCUGUCUGA
Struthio camelus australis is the source of this 2454-nucleotide messenger RNA. The record is from RefSeq and is a predicted model, not a curated record. NCBI's taxonomy places the organism in Eukaryota, Metazoa, Chordata, Aves, Struthioniformes, Struthionidae.